AACUUUUCCAAACAAAACAAGUGAAUUUUUCUUUAUUUAUUUUUACUAUAAAAACCUGCAAUAUUAAUGUAAAAUGGAUGUAAAGCGCGAGAGAAAGUCUUCUCUGGCACCACUUUCGCCAUGCCCCAUACCCGACAUUACGGAUGAUGAGCUGGUGACGAUUUCGGUGCGGGAUCUGAAUAGAACACUUAAGAUGCGAGGUCUCAACCGCGAGGAGAUUGUACGCAUGAAGCAACGGCGACGCACGCUUAAAAACCGUGGCUAUGCUGCAAGUUGUCGCAUCAAGCGCAUUGAGCAAAAAGACGAGCUAGAAACUAAGAAGUCCUGUGAGUGGAAUGAGUUGGAGCAAAUGCAUGAGGAUAAUGAGCAAAUACGCCUGGAUGUGGGUAAUUGGAAAAACAAAUACAAGGCGCUGCUGCAAUUCGCUAUACAAAAUGAGAUUCCUAUACCUAGCGAGCUGGAGGGUUGCUAAGACUAAAAUAAAUACAAUAACAUUUCAGAUUCAGUUCAAAAUCAAACCUUUACACCUGUAAUCAUAGUACAAUAGCUGAAAUUUG
Drosophila busckii is the source of this 557-nucleotide messenger RNA. RefSeq names its product transcription factor MafG (gene maf-S). Lineage: Eukaryota; Metazoa; Arthropoda; Insecta; Diptera; Drosophilidae. Bases 74 to 472 code for a protein of 132 amino acids. Gene Ontology annotation, molecular function: RNA polymerase II cis-regulatory region sequence-specific DNA binding; DNA-binding transcription factor activity, RNA polymerase II-specific. Gene Ontology annotation, biological process: regulation of transcription by RNA polymerase II. Gene Ontology annotation, cellular component: nucleus. The record is from RefSeq and is a predicted model, not a curated record. The transcript has 2 exons.